CUUCACACAGUGUCCAGAUAGGAGACAAAUAUGACAUUGUGGCAAUGAAACUAAAAUGUCAGAUAAACCUUUCGCCAGCAAUUCCAGUAAAAAUUUCGAUGUUUUGUCCUCCGGAUCGGCGAAAUUCCCAUCUACCCCUAAACCUCCAGUUCAAGUCCCGUCCGCUAAUUUUUCAUGCUGCAGAAUCUGCCAAACGGUUGCAUCUGGAGAACCGCUCAUUUCACCUUGCAAUUGUAAGGGAACCCUGGCCUACAUCCAUCUGAGCUGUUUGGAACGCUGGCUCAACCAGUCUGGCAGGAAUUUUUGCGAAUUGUGCAACUUUAGAUAUGAUGCGAUAGAGACCCAGAGAUACAGCUUGUGCCAAAGCAUCAGACUGUGGAUUUGCCAUCCACGAAACCGACGUCACAUUCGCUCAGAUUUCAUAAUUGGGGUGCUGCUCACUCUGGUUACAUCGGGGUUAUUAUUCAUUUGCAUCUAUGGGAUGGAAUAUUUCGCGAUCCAAGCAGAGAAAGUCGGCGUUGAAAAAUCUUGGAUCAAAUUCAGCCUGAUUUCGUUCUUGAUCAUUAUUUUACUAGGGUAUCUGGUAUCGAUUUAUCUACUGCUCAGGGAUCACUAUGUGCCCUGGUACACUUGGUGGACUAGAACGGUGAACAUACGACUGCAAAUUCCUUGUAGAAGAACACAAAUUGUACAACCGCAAGUUAUGUAAAUGAGCAUGUGCCUUAUAAUAAAUGUACACUAUAUUUUAA
Molecule: messenger RNA, 749 nt
Organism: Dendroctonus ponderosae (mountain pine beetle)
Lineage: Eukaryota; Metazoa; Arthropoda; Insecta; Coleoptera; Curculionidae
Product: E3 ubiquitin-protein ligase MARCHF3
Exons: 2
Coding region: 56-709 (217 amino acids)
Biological process (GO): protein ubiquitination
Molecular function (GO): zinc ion binding; ubiquitin-protein transferase activity
Source: RefSeq, a predicted model, not a curated record